AUGAAUAUCGAGAUUUGUUGUCAUGCACGUAGUCUGAAAUACCUUUUCAAGUAUUGCUUUAAAGGGCAUGAUACUGCAACUGUACAUGUCAGCGGAAGGAAGAAGAGAGUUUCACAGCAGAAUGGAGAUCAGGCUAUAGAUGAAAUUGAUGCAUAUUUUGAUGGUCGCUACAUUUGCGGUGCAGAGUCUGCCUAUCGGAUUUUUGGUUUUCCUAUACACCAUCGCACUAUAUCUGUUGAGCGCCUGCCAUUCCAUUUACCAGGUCAGAAGAAUUGCACAUUCCAUUCUAACCAGCCAUUAGACAAGGUUGCUGAUCGUGAGAAGUAUAGGUUCAGCAAGCUUGAAGCAUUUUUUGAACUAUGUAAAGUUAAUGUGGCUGCUCAGAAAUACACUUAUCAAGAAAUUCCAGAGCAUUUUGUUUGGGAUGAUGGUCAGAGGAAAUGGAAUCCAAGGAAAAGAGGUUUUCAGAUUGGACGUCUUUCCUACACAUAUCAUAGUAGUGGUGAAGUUUGGUUUAUGCGUUUAUUGCUCACCAAAGUGCGCGGUCCUACUUCGUUCGAAAGUCUGAGAACCGUAGAUGGAAUCUGCCAUGAUUCUUUUCGUGAUGCGUGCAAAGAGUAUGGUUUGCUCGAUGAUGACAAAGAAUGGCAUGAAGUGUUAAAUCAAUGUUCAAAUGGUGGUUUACCUCCGCAGAUUAGGCAGCUUUUUGUGCACAUUAUUGUGAACUGCAAGGUCACUGAUUUAUUACAGUUGUGGACAUCUCAUUGGAAGCAAAUGGUUGAUGAUAUUGUUUUAAAGAGAAGGCGUUUAAAUAAUGAUGAUACUCUCAUGUUGGACGACAAACAACUGCAGUUUUAUGCUCUUGCAAAGAUUGAUGACUUACUUAGGUCGAUAGGAAAAUCUUUAAGGAAUUUUCCUCAACUGCCUCAACCACCAGAGAACUACCUCAAUCAUGGAAGUAAUAACCUGAUUAUAGAAGAAACCAACUACAACAUUAAUAAGAUGGAAAAAGAAAACCAGAAGUUGCUUUCUACCAUGAAUGGCGAACAGUUAUCUGUGUACAACGCAAUAAUAGAAUCUGUUGGGAAGAACGAAGGUGGACUCUAUUUUGUUCAUGGAAGUGGUGGUUGUGGGAAGACCUUCCUUUGGAGGACUUUGAUUUCCAAGUUAAGAUCUCAAGGAGACAUUGUCCUACCGGUUGCAUCUUCUGGGAUCGCUGCCACACUGAUGCCAGGCGGUCGAACCGCACAUUCCAGGUUUAAAAUACCUAUUGUAUUGGAUGAAUUUUCUAUUUGUGGUAUAGGCAGUAAAUCAGACAUUGCUGAGUUAAUUAGGCAUACCAAACUUAUUAUUUGGGACGAGGCUCCAAUGCAACACAGGUUUGCCUUUGAAUGUUUGGAUAGGUCUUUGAGAGAUAUUAUGAGGUCUGUUGAUGAAAGUCGUGCAUCUCUUCCUUUUGGAGGAAUUACAGUAGUCCUAGGUGGAGAUUUUCGUCAAAUACUUCUAGUUAUACCUCAUGGAGACAGAGCUGAGAUAUUGGGAGCAUGUAUAACCAGAUCAAGGCUUUGGAAUAUUUGCAAAAUCUUUAUUCUAAAAAGGAACAUGCGUCUCAACACCGGUACAUCUCAGGAAGAAAUUGAUGAAUUAAAUGAAUUUGCCAAAUGGGUACUUGCAACAGGAGAUGGUAGGUUGGAGGUUGAUGAAGAAGCAAAAUCUCUUUUUGAUGAGCAUGGAAUUCAAGUACCACUGCAGUUCUGUGACUUGGAAAAUGACAACACAGUAGAGAACAUGAUUCGUAGCAUCUAUCCUGAUUUUAUACAGAAUUCCAGUAAUGCAAAGUAUUUGAGUGAAAGAGCCAUCUUGACUCCUACAAACCAAACCGUUGGCCAACUAAAUUCUCUCAUUGUUGAUAUGAUACCAGGUGAGGCAGUAACUUAUUAUAGUGUUGAUAGUGCUGAAGAAUUUGGUGGGACAGACGAGGACUUGAAUUCUGCCUUCCCUGUUGAGUACCUGAAUUCGCUCUCAGUUCCAGGGUUGCCUGUUCAUGAUUUGAAGCUCAAAGUUGGCGCAGUUGUGAUGCUAAUGAGGAAUUUGAAUCAAACACUAGGACUCUGCAAUGGGACUAGAAUGAUUGUGACCAAGUGCUUGAAAUUUUGUGUAGAGUGUGAGGUCAUUUGUGGAUCUUUUUCUGGAACUCGACACUUCAUUCCCCGCAUGGAGUUAAGUCCAAGUGAUUCUGUGUUACCUUUCAAGUUGGUGAGGAAGCAAAUGCCCCUGCAAAUCUGCUACGCCAUGACGAUAAAUAAAUCUCAGGGACAAUCUUUAAAAACUGUUGGUUUGUUUCUUCCGAAGCCUGUUUUCACACUGGUCAAUUCUAUGUAG
Molecule: messenger RNA, 2382 nt
Organism: Daucus carota subsp. sativus
Lineage: Eukaryota; Viridiplantae; Streptophyta; Magnoliopsida; Apiales; Apiaceae
Exons: 2
Coding region: 1-2382 (793 amino acids)
Biological process (GO): DNA repair; telomere maintenance
Molecular function (GO): DNA helicase activity
Source: RefSeq, a predicted model, not a curated record